AUGAUUGCCGAGAAGGCACAUUCGCAUCCAGAAGACCAUCACAGCGCUGAUAAUCCGGUAUAUCCAGGGCAUUCAAGGCAUGCCACCUCCACAGGAUUCGAGAGUGACUCAGACGGGCCUGUUCCGCUGAAGAAGAAGAAUUCACAAGAUAACGGUACAAGACCAGAACUGGAUAUUUUGACAGCCGUGGAGGCCAGGGAGGACCAUGUUUACAGUGAAAAGGCCGUUCCAUUAGCUGAAAAUAAUGGAUUGCUAUUCCAGGCCAUAACGAGAGAUCAAGAAGAUAACUCGCCAGCGUGUCGUCUGGCCCGUACACGAUCGUCACAGGCUCCCCCGCCAUCAGACCCGGAAAAUCUCACCCGACUAGGGUCUCGUAUGUCAACAGACCCAGCUGGCAAUAUAUAUCCCGAAGGUGGCCUGGAGGCAUACUUGGUAGUGUUUGGAUGCUUUCUCUGCCUUUUUGGCUCCUUUGGUCUAGUCAACGCGAUCGGGACCUUCCAGGCUUACCUGAGCGAGAACCAGCUCAAAGAACAUGAUCAGAGCACCAUAUCAUGGAUAUUUGGGGUCUUCUCUUUCCUAAUCUUCUUCGGAGGUCUCCAGAUCGGUCCCAUCUUUGACGCAAAGGGCCCAAAGGGGUUGGUCCUCAUCGGCUCGACUCUUGUAGUCGGCAGUCUGAUUGCACUCGGAUUCUGUACCGAAUACUGGCAGAUCAUGGUUGUCUUUGGCGUUGUCUGCGCAGCAGGUACUUCAAUGGUGUUCACCCCAGCAGUUGCUAACCCUGGCCACUUCUUUUUCCGCCUUCGGGGGAGGGCCACCGGCUUGGCCACGACGGGUGGGAGCGUGGGAGGCAUUAUAUUUCCCUUGGUGCUAGACGUCCUCUUUACCAAAAUUGGAUUCGCCUGGGCCACUCGUGUCCUGGCUUUGAUAUGCUUCGUCUCUCUUGGUGCUGGGCUGAUGUUAGUCAAGUCACGAUUACCCAGACAACGUGCUACUAUGAAGAACAUCAUGCCUGACCUACGCAUCCUCCUUGAGCCGGUAUUUGCAUGCACGACACUUGGCAUUUUCUGCAUAGAAUGGGGUCUCUUCGUGCCUCUUACAUAUAUCUCCUCCUACGCUCUUCACCAUGGCCUGCCGAAAGCGUUGUCAUACCAGCUCCUUGCCAUCCUCAAUGUUGGAUCCUUUUUCGGCCGGUGGGUUCCGGGAUAUAUAUCUGAUUACACCGGGCGCUUCAACACGAUGAUUGUCACCGUCCUCAUGUGUCUGCUCUCCGUGUCUUGCCUAUGGCUCCCGGCCAAUGGGAACACGGCGAUGACAGUAGCAUUCGCUUUCAUCUUCGGCUUCUCGAGUGGAAGUAACAUCGGGUUGACUCCAGUGUGUGUAGGCCAGACUUGCAAGACUGAGAAUUACGGACGGUACUAUGCCACUGCCUACACUGUUGUUAGUUUCGGGUGCCUGACCGGUAUCCCUAUUGGAGGGUCAAUCCUCACCCGCAACGGCGGUGAAUACUGGGGUCUCAUUACCUGGACGAGUUGCUGCUACUUUGCUGGGCUAGUAUUUUUUAUUGCUGCCCGCGUGCUUCGAGUCGGCUGGAGCCCGUUAAAAAUAGACUAA
Messenger RNA from Microsporum canis CBS 113480, 1611 nucleotides. RefSeq names its product monocarboxylate permease-like protein. NCBI's taxonomy places the organism in Eukaryota, Fungi, Ascomycota, Eurotiomycetes, Onygenales, Arthrodermataceae. Bases 1 to 1611 code for a protein of 536 amino acids. Gene Ontology annotation, biological process: transmembrane transport. Gene Ontology annotation, cellular component: fungal-type vacuole membrane. The record is from RefSeq and is a predicted model, not a curated record. Gene Ontology annotation, molecular function: transmembrane transporter activity. The transcript has 2 exons.